CUCAUACUUUUUUUUCUCCACUUAAAUGGCAUCUUCUUCCCAUUACCAUUAUCAUUACAACAUAAAUGACGAUGCAGAUUUAGAAGUUCCGUUCGAGGAAUUUUUUACCAACAAUCCUAUUCCAGAACCAAAAGAGCGGAAAAAACGAAUUUUUAUCGAGAGAAACCGAGAAGAUGGCAACACCAUGCUUUGGAAUGAUUAUUUUAGCGAAACUCCUACAUACCCGCACAAUUUAUUCAGGCGACGUUUUCGAAUGAACAAGUCUUUGUUUUUGAGUAUUGUGCAUCGUCUCUCUACAGAAGUAGAGUAUUUUCGACCUACACAAGAUGCAGUCGGUAGGUCGAGUCUAUCUCCCCUCCAGAAAUGUACCGCAGCUAUUUGUCAAUUGGCGUAUGGUGGUGGAGCUGAUACAGUUGACGAAUAUGUACGACUUGGUGAAACAACAGCUGCUAAAUGUUUGCACCAUUUUACCGCCGCAAUAAUCCACUUGUUUGGCGAUCAAUACCUCAGACAACCCACACCGGAGGAUCUUCAAAGACUACUCCAAAUUGGUGAAGAACGUGGAUUUCCCGGGAUGGUUGGAAGCAUCGAUUGUAUGCAUUGGAAGUGGAAGAAUUGCCCCAGCACUUGGAAAGGAAUGUAUUCACGCGGAACCAGAAAACCAACAUUAGUGUUGGAGGCGGUUGCUUCAUAUGACCUCUGGAUAUGGCACGCUUUUUUUGGAGCUCCAGGUACCAUGAACGAUCUUAAUAUUCUUGAUCGAUCACCUGUUUUUGAUGACAUUAUUAACGGGAUAGCUCCGGAAGUAAACUUUUAUGUCAACGGAAGGGAGUACAAUUUGGCUUACUAUCUGACGGAUGGUAUUUAUCCAAAAUAGGCAACUUUUAUUCAAUCUAUCACACUACCACAGGGUCCCAAAAAUUCUUUAUUUGCUAAAAACAAGAAUCCGUUCAAAAAGAUGUUGAGCGUGCCUUUGGAGUCCUGCAAGCUAGGUUUGCCGUUGUUAGAAAUCCAUCUAAUUUAUGGGAUAAAAAAAUUAAAAAUAUUAUGAAAGCUUGUCUCAUACUUCAUAAUAUGAUUGUCGAAGAUGAACGGGAUUCAGACACUGUUGAAGAAUUUCAAGAUGAAAAAUUUACAUUUACCGUAAAAAAGUCUACAAAACAACCUAUUGUGGAUGGUCGUCGCGAAGAAGUUAAGGAUCCACAUAUUCAUCACCAAUUAAAACAAGAUUUGAUUGAAAAUAUAUGGGAAAUGUUUGGACAUCUUGAAAAUUAGAUAUGAUGUUUUAGUUUUUAUGAAUUCAAUAAAAUGUUGGUUUCCUUAAUAUUUCUUCUUUGUAAUUUUUUUCCUUUUUCCAAGUUUCUAUUAUUUUCCUGUUUUUUAUUUUAAUGUUUAAUAUUAAUUUUAAAUAAAUAUUUUGAAAAAAAAAAUCCUUAAGAUACAACUACAAGUCCUAGCAAUAAUGUAUUCAUUUUGAUGUGUCUCUACACUUUGUCUCUUAACAUCAUUAUAUUAC
This is a messenger RNA of Raphanus sativus (radish), 1516 nucleotides long. RefSeq lists its product as uncharacterized. The transcript has a single exon. Lineage: Eukaryota; Viridiplantae; Streptophyta; Magnoliopsida; Brassicales; Brassicaceae. The record is from RefSeq and is a predicted model, not a curated record. The coding region runs from base 26 to 877 and encodes 283 amino acids.